Sphenostylis stenocarpa is the source of this 2421-nucleotide messenger RNA. Lineage: Eukaryota; Viridiplantae; Streptophyta; Magnoliopsida; Fabales; Fabaceae. The record is from the annotation of a GenBank genome assembly.
AUGCCAGCUUCUCCUUCAGAGAACCGAACCAGAUGGAGGAAGCGCAAGAGAGAUUCACAAAUCACCAGGCGCCACCCCAAGCACGAGGAAGAGGACGACGACGACGAAGAAAACCCCAAUGCGGAGGAUGACCACGCCGAACGCGAGUACGAUUCCGAGGAACAAACGCACCACCAUCACAACCACCCUAAUUCGCUACCUCAUGUGGAGACGGAGGUGCUAUCCGACCAUGGUGUUCCAAUUUCGCAGUUCCCGGCAGUGAUAAAGCGCUCCGUGAACCGCCCUCACUCCUCCGUCACCUCAAUUGUGGCUCUGGAGCGAGCCCUUGAGUCUGGAGACAACAAGGCUCAUAGCGCUCUCACUGCACCAGUUCUUGAGAACGUGUCUCACGGCCAGCUUCAAGCACUGUCGUCUGUGCCAUCUGAUAACUUUGCAUUUGAUGGUGAUUCCUCUUUCGUCAUCACUCCCCCUCCCAUAUUGGAAGGUCGUGGUGUUGUUAAGCGCUUUGGAGCUAAGGUUCUUGUAGUUCCAAUGCAUUCAGAUUGGUUUUCGCCUGCCACCGUGCAUAGGUUGGAGAGGCAAGCAGUGCCACAUUUCUUUUCAGGGAAAUCACCGGAUCAUAGUCCGGAGAAGUACAUGGAGUGUAGAAACUGCAUUGUGGCAUUGCACUUGGAGGACCCUGGGAAGAGGAUUACGGUUUCUGAUUGCCAAAGUCUGUUGACUGGGGUUGACGUUGAAGAUUUGACUCGGAUUGUCAGGUUCCUUGAUCAUUGGGGGAUUAUUAAUUAUUGUGUUCGGAUGCCGAGUCUUGAGUCUCCUAAUUUUGUAUCUUGCCUGAGGGAGGAGCCAUGUGGAGAGGUCCGUGUCCCGGCAGAGGCUUUGAAAUCUAUAGAUAGUUUGAUCAAAUUUGACAAUCCCAAUUGUAAGUUGAAAGCAGACGAAAUUUAUUCGUCAUUGACAGCACAUAAUGCCGAUGUCUUUGAUCUGGAGGACAGAAUAAGAGAGCAUCUAUCGGAGAAUCAUUGCAAUUAUUGUUCUCGUCCGCUCCCUGCCGUAUACUACCAGUCUCAAAAAGAGGUUGAUAUCUUACUCUGCAUUGAUUGCUUUCAUGAUGGGAGAUUUGUCAUGGGUCAUUCAAGUAUAGAUUUUUUAAGGGUGGAUUCGACAAGGGACUAUGGUGAACUAGACGGGGAUAAUUGGACUGAUCAAGAAACUUUACUGCUUCUCGAAGCAAUGGAGAUUUACAAUGAGAAUUGGAAUGAAAUUGCUGAGUAUGUCGGUACCAAGUCAAAAGCACAAUGCAUUCUUCAUUUUCUCCGUCUACCCAUGGAAGAUGGAAAAUUGGAAAACAUUAAUGUUCCAAGCAUGUCUUUGUCAUCCAAUGCAAUGAAUAGAGACGGUAGUGGAAGACUGCAUUGUUACUCAAAUGGAGAUACUGCAGGACCUGUCCAUCAAAUCAGAGAUUCUGACAGCCGGCUUCCUUUUGCAAAUUCUGGAAAUCCUGUUAUGGCUUUGGUUGCCUUUUUAGCCUCUGCAGUUGGACCAAGAGUAGCCGCUUCUUGUGCUCAUGCAGCAUUAGCAGUAUUGUCAGUGGAUAAUUCUGGCAGCAGUUCACAGGUGGAAGCACCAGGACAUGAUAAUAGGAUCAAUUCAGAAAGCAAUCAUUCUCGAGAUGGUGGGCCUCAUGGAGAAACAGCAGUAUCAAAUAAUAAUAAUGAGGAUAAGGCAAAGUUACAUGGUUCAUGGGGUCUAAAUGAUGGUAGGACAACCCCACUAUCUGUUGAGAAAGUUAAAGAUGCUGCUAAAGCAGGCCUCUCUGCGGCAGCAAUGAAAGCAAAAUUAUUUGCCGAUCAUGAAGAGCGAGAAAUUCAGAGGUUGUGUGCUAACAUAGUUAAUCAUCAGGUAUCCCUGUUCUGUUGUGUCCAUUUCUGUCUGGACGUGGCUUGCUGUUAUUGGCAGCUGAAAAGAUUGGAAUUGAAGCUGAAACAGUUUGCGGAAAUUGAAACGUUGUUGAUGAAAGAAUGCGAGCAACUGGAGAGAACAAAGCAAAGGUUUGCUGCUGAACGGUCUCGCAUAAUAUCAGCACGUCUUGGAACUGCGGGAGCCACACCCACAAUGACUGCAUCAGGUGUUGGUCCUUCAAUGGGCAGUAACGGUAACAAUAGGCAACAAAUGAUCUCUGCUUCUUCCUCACAGCCCAGCAUCUCAGGGUAUGGCAACAACCAACCAGUUCAUCCUCAUAUGUCUUUUGCCCCACGACCUUCAAUGUUUGGGUUGGGGCAAAGAUUACCGUUAUCUAUGAUACAACAAUCACAAUCAGUUUCUUCUACUGCCAUGUUCAAUGCCCCUAGUAAUGUGCAGCCCACAACCAAUCAUCCAUUGUUGAGGCCGGUGUCAGGAACUAACUCUGGUUUAGGUUAA